AUGAAAUCCUACAAAUCCAGCUGUGCUGAUUCCAGCUCCAAGUUUGAUUCCAAGAGAACACCUGUCUCAGAGAAGACAGAGAAUGCUUCCAGGAGGAGAAUGGCGGCCAAUGCCCGGGAGAGAAAGAGGAUGCAGGGUCUGAACACCGCCUUUGACCGGCUGCGCAAGGUGGUGCCUCAGUGGGGGCAGGACAAGAAGCUGUCCAAGUACGAGACCCUGCAGAUGGCCCUCAGCUACAUCAUGGCCCUGAACAGCAUCCUAACGGACACAGAGCGCUACGGGAGCAGCUCACAGAGGCAAUGGCUUAACCAGCAGAUUGAGCAUUUCCAGCAGGAGAACUACGAUUCCUUCCUGGGGCAGGAAUACCCGAUGAGAUACGAGAACUGCACCCAGGCCACCCUUCCUUACCAGCAUGAGAGUUACCAGAUUGUUAAUUAA
This is a messenger RNA of Polyodon spathula (Mississippi paddlefish), 438 nucleotides long. RefSeq names its product protein atonal homolog 7-like. Lineage: Eukaryota; Metazoa; Chordata; Actinopteri; Acipenseriformes; Polyodontidae. The record is from RefSeq and is a predicted model, not a curated record. The coding region runs from base 1 to 438 and encodes 145 amino acids. Gene Ontology annotation, molecular function: protein dimerization activity. The transcript has a single exon.